Drosophila busckii is the source of this 1296-nucleotide messenger RNA. Its product is annotated as cysteine-rich motor neuron 1 protein. Gene Ontology annotation, biological process: regulation of cell growth; regulation of signal transduction. The record is from RefSeq and is a predicted model, not a curated record. Gene Ontology annotation, molecular function: insulin-like growth factor binding. Bases 342 to 1196 code for a protein of 284 amino acids. The transcript is spliced from 6 exons. NCBI's taxonomy places the organism in Eukaryota, Metazoa, Arthropoda, Insecta, Diptera, Drosophilidae. Gene Ontology annotation, cellular component: extracellular region.
UCAAAUGGCCGCGUGCGGCAGACAAAAGCGCAUGAAAAAUUCAUAAACUUCGUAUCAGCAGCAACAACAGCAACAUAAUCAACAGCAACAUCAUCAUCAACAACAGCAGCAGCAGCAGCAGCAGCAUCAAUGUCGAGCGUAGAGCCAAUGAACGGCUGCAGUUGAAAUAACCAACAACAUAGUACAACGUCAACAUGCAAAUUGCCUGGCAAGCAACCAAACAGCUACAAACAGCAGCGACAGCGACAGCGACAGCAGGCAAACAAUAAAAAAAGCAGCACAACAAUAGCAAUAAAGCAAUAACAGCAACAACAAGCAGCAGCAGCAGCAGCGACAGCUAAAUGGGCGACAGCGCAGCCAACGCUUUGGCUUUAGGUGUAGGCAUUGCUGGCAUGGAUUUGCCAGCAAGCAGCAACAGCAUAGCAACAACAACAACAAGCACAAGGACAUUGAAGCACAGCAACAGCAAAGCUACGCUUCCGUUAAGGAUGCGAGCAAACGGAAGUUAUUUUGGUCGCUUGAACGUGCGCAGCUAUCUCAUCUAUUUGUGCUGCUAUCUGCUGCUGAUAAUGGCAGCAGCUGGCAACAACAAUGUGGUUAACGGACUCAAAUGCUAUUGCAAUCCAAAGGAAUGCGACGUCAUACGCGCUCUAGACUGCCCCGGCAAGGGUUUGAUGCUAUGGGAUCCAUGCCAAUGCUGUCGCAUUUGCGCUAAAACGUUGGGCGAAUCCUGUGGCGGUCCCGGCGGCUUUUCCGGACAAUGUGAGCCGCCCCUACAGUGCGUGACCAAGCUGCCCAUUAGCAGUGGUCUGGGCGUCUGCAUGGACCUGCAACACCUGACGGCGCUCACAUACAACCAGCAACUGAGCAACUGCAGCGAGGGCGAGGCCAUCGUUUUGGAACCGGGCUGUGAGAUUACCAACAAACGCUGCCAGUGCUGGCCCACAAUGCGCACCUGUCUCAGUCAGCUGUCCAUCGAUGGCGCCUCUGUUAGCGAUUCGCGUUGGCAUUUCAAAAAUCUUGAGGACUGCCAAUUGAAUUUGCAAAAUCUAAUUAAACUCGAAUUGGAAUUCGAUGAAGACUAUAAAAUCUCACCGAGCAAAUUUACAUAUAAAAAGUUACGCAGAAAGCGAAAAUCGCUGCGAAAGCGCAUCAUCAUUUUGCAGCAUGAUGCGGACAGCAGAGCAGCCGUAUAAACGUCCCAAAUAUUUCGCAUAAAUAAAAUUCUUGUACAGUUAGUAUGCUUACUUCUAUGAAAUAUGGCUAUUAUAAAAUAUGAUAAUAAACAAUAUAUAC